AUGUUACCGUUGAUUGGCCCACUAUAUAUUACACAAUUUCAUCUUUUCAAACUCUUCGAUCAGUUUCCUUCACUUUCUCUCUCUUUGUUCUUGUUUUUCCAGGAGACCAGAGGGAAAUCCAUUAGACCCGAAGAUUACACUAAAGAUGGUAUACAGGCCUCAGAGGACAGCUCCUCGUCUGCUGGAGGCUACAGGAAAAAGAAAAGCGGCGCUAAGGAGGGAAAAGAUGAGGCCGGGAAGGUCUACGAGUGCAGGUUUUGUUCCCUCAAGUUCUGCAAGUCUCAAGCCCUUGGGGGACACAUGAACCGCCACCGUCAAGAUAGGGAGACAGAAACCUUGAACAAGGCUCGUCAACUGGUCUUCACUAACGAUUUGGCUCCUGCUCACCUAGGUUAUGUUUCAAGGAUUCCCAUUUGGUGGUUGAUAGUGGAAACCAAACUUGAGACUGCAAGCCAUCAGAAUUGGGUAAUGCUAGUGAAGAUGAUCCGACAAGUGUUAGCCAAAUGAUACAGUCGUCAACUUGCUUCACUAACACACUAGCUUUCAUGACACACACAAGAGCCUUGCGGUUCCUUUUUUAGGACAUCGAUAUCUAUUAUCUUUAGAACAAAUUUGACCUAUUGUAAAUAAAGAAUACUUUGUUUGUAGUACUUUUGGUCUUCAGUGGAAAAAGCCUUUGUGAU
Messenger RNA from Sesamum indicum (sesame), 683 nucleotides. Lineage: Eukaryota; Viridiplantae; Streptophyta; Magnoliopsida; Lamiales; Pedaliaceae. The record is from RefSeq and is a predicted model, not a curated record.